Molecule: messenger RNA, 2032 nt
Organism: Caenorhabditis sp. 36 PRJEB53466
Lineage: Eukaryota; Metazoa; Nematoda; Chromadorea; Rhabditida; Rhabditidae
Source: the annotation of a GenBank genome assembly
AUGGGUAAGAAGCAGCAGCAACAAUCGGGAAGAGGCGGAGUCGGCGGGCGUAAGAACGUUUUGGCCGCCAAAAAUGAGAUCACUUUUGCGGAUUCGCUUCGGAAAGGUAAACGCGACUAAUCGCUGUGGUGUCCGCUUUUUAGGCCGUUUCUCCAGCUGUUUUGUGAUCUUUUCGAUAAAUUUUGAACAAAUCUUGACUGGCAUAAAAACCGCUCGAUUGUGCAAUAAAGCGAACUUUGCAGGCCGUCACGAGUGUCUGUGCCAGGCGAGAAUCCACAAACUGGUGCUGAACUGCCUCGGAUGCGGCCGAAUCGUGUGCGAACAAGAGGGAAGCGGGCCGUGUUUCACCUGCGGAACCCUCGUCUGCACCCGAGAAGAGCGCGAGAUUCUCAAUCGGGGCACGAAUAAAAGCCGCGAACUUUUGGCCGAAUUGACGGCCGGACGAGCCGAAGGACCCGGCGGCUUGAAACAGAUUUCCGCUGCGUAUCAAUCGGCCACCGAGUUUCGCAACAAAUUGCUGGAAGCCGACGCCGACACGUAAGGAAGCGCGGGAUUUUGGGCCGGGAGAGACCAACUCUUGAGAUGCAAAUGUUGGCCUCAACUUCCAAGAGCAACACUACUUUAGGGGGUGGUUGUAUAGAAAAAGUAAACUGCAAAAUUUAAGGGUUAGGUAUAAAAAUUUCAGUAAAAACAUCAGAACGAUAGCAUGUGUUUCGGCGUUUUUACUCUCCACGUUAAAUUUUCUUCAUUCCUAGAGAACGCCGCACAAAAGUGAACGAUCUGCAAAGCGACUACAGUACGAUCGAGAACAGUCCGUUCCUGUCGGCCGAGGACCGCGAAGCACUGAAGGUCCGUCGCGAAGAACUGCGAGCGUUGCGCGAGAAAGAGCGCAAAAAGUUCUUGGUCAAUUUGGAUUUGGACGGCGGAAUUGUGCAGCAGGUGAAGAGCGGAGGCGCCGGAAUGGAGGAUCAGCACGAUCCGGUCAUCCAGCGAAUUAUGCAGAGGGUCGACGAGAAGACCCGCAUCCAGGAGGCCCUGCACAACAGUUCCACAGAUGCCAGGUGGAAUCCCAUCGGAUUCGUGCCCAGGGUAAAUGGAUGAGCAUUUUUUGAAAAUUGUUGUUAUCCUUUUCCGCUGGUUCCGAAAUUUCAAUCCGAUCGGCAGAUAGGAAAAAUGUGUUGGCGUUUUUCAAACAUCCCCCACCUAUGUCCAGCCCUUAAAACCCGUUUUUUUGCAUACGACACCGCGGUCUUCAAACCAACAUUUCUUCCAGUCUUUUUUUGGGCAAACACAGAAAAUUACCAUGCAAUUCGUCAAAAUUGUUAAAAACUUUGAAAACGCCAAAUUCGCUUCAAGUAUGAAAUGUCCAAUUCAACAUUGCAGUACCUGACGGAAGAGGGCGAUCACGCGCACGCAGAGUGCUCGGACGGCGACAUAAUCGACGCGGACAGUCUGAUGAUUGUGAGCGACGAGAUGGCGGCUCAAAUAACCGAGGAGAAGGGAUUCGUGCUCUCGCUCCCGCAACCGACCGCCACGUUUCUCGCGCACGGACUCAUCCGAUUCGUCCGUUUUCCCACCGAUCUCAACCUCAAGGGACCACUCUUUAUCACUGCGAAAGCGGGCGUCACCGAUGAGACGGCCAUUCGAGAGUUUGCCAAAAAAUAUGUUAGAGGUACUUUUUAAAAUUUUUUGCCGAAGUAUCUCUAUAGGUUGCUCGAGAAAAUUGAGAGAAUAAAACCUUUUUCCCAAAGAAAGUUCAAACUAAUGCAUUGCAGACGUGUCAAAAGUGAGCUCGCUGGACUUUGCGGACGGCGCGGUGCUCGGCCGAGCAUUUCUGCAAGAGUGUCUGCUGCUCGACGACUUUCUCGACAAGUACGGUUCGAAGUCGGCGGUGGCGGGUGGUGCCGGCCCGUUCGUCCUGUGUUUCAACGCGUUUGAACCGUUGGUCAGUGCGAUUCCGCACAUUUCGACGGCCGAAUCCGACGUGUACGAGAUGGAUCGCCAGUUGAAACGAUCGCUGACAAAGUGGUGA